Messenger RNA from Helianthus annuus (common sunflower), 989 nucleotides. Its product is annotated as protein DEHYDRATION-INDUCED 19 homolog 3. NCBI's taxonomy places the organism in Eukaryota, Viridiplantae, Streptophyta, Magnoliopsida, Asterales, Asteraceae. The transcript is spliced from 5 exons. Bases 151 to 813 code for a protein of 220 amino acids. The record is from RefSeq and is a predicted model, not a curated record.
CUUCCAUCUUCCUUUUUGGUCUGCAAAAAGCAAAGCAGAAAACACUCUCCCUCUCCUCUAAUAAUAAUAUCAAUCAAUUCCUAUUCCUAACCCUCAACUCGUAAACCCUAACUCACUCCGAUCCGAUCUUAAUUCCGAUUCAACUCAAUAAUGGACGCCGAUUCUUGGGCUGGUCGUUUAUCUUCUACAUCCAAGCGUUACCAAUACGUUGUUCAAUCGCGAUCGUCAUCAGAUAUGUUUAUGGGGUUUGAGGACGUUGAGAUGGAUGAUGAUGUGAGAGAAGAGUUUCCAUGCCCCUUUUGCACUGGUUAUUUUGAUAUUGUGGGUUUGUGUUGUCAUAUUGAUGAUGAGCAUCAUCUUGCUUCCAAAAAUGGGGUGUGUCCAGUUUGUGCGGUGAGGGUGGGGGUGGACAUGGUAGCACAUAUAACCUUACAGCAUGGGAACAUAUUUAAGAUGCAACAAAAGAGAAGAAGUCGCAAAGGUAGUUCCCUUUCAACACUUUCUUUGUUGAGGAGAGAACUAAGAGAAGGAAAUUUGCAGUCUCUAUUUGGGGGCUCAUCGUAUUUAGGUCAGUCUGCAAAUGCAGCACCUGACCCUUUGUUGUCAUCAUUUAUCUUGCCAAUUGGUGAUGAUUCGGCUAGCACUCCAUCGGCUGAAUCAGUUGCUGUACCCAAAAGCACUGGUGAAAAAGCAUCCGAAAGAAAGCCUCAGUCGCCUCCACUGUCAACUGAAGAUAAGGAAGAGAGGAGUAAAAGGUCUGAAUUUGUGCAAGGAAUGUUGCUGUCGACGAUUUUUGAUGACGACUCGUGGUAGAAAGAUCUGCAUUUGUGGUGUAAGGUUGUGAUGUCGGGAGAGUGCGAAAUGUAGCAAUAAAUAUGUAAUUUAUGUUUGGCAAUUGUAGUUGAAAAAGGGAAGAAAAGAAAUAAGUAAUAGGAUGUGUUUGUUAAGUGAAUACAUUUAUAUAAUAUAUAUAUGCCUUUGUUGUUUCA